CAUAAUGUGCUCAAAAUUGAGUAUCAAUCAAACAAGUACAGUCAUAGUUCGGAGUUUAUAACGAAAAUGUCACUAAAGAUCUUUUUAUUCGCUUGUAUGGUGUUCGCACUAACCCUAAAUGAGGUGGUUUCCCAAGCGCCACCGGCUGAGUUCCGAGUAAAACAGCCACGAGGAUUCGAAGUUUCAAUUCCUGCAGAUCCUGACAUCGAACUCUUCGCUUUUCAUGGUAAGCUAAAUGAGCCGAUGGAUGGUCUGGAAGCAGGAAUGUGGUCAGCAGAUAUUACCCGACGCAAGAAUGGGCGUUUCACCUUCACGGAUCGUGCGACUAAACUGAAGAGAGGAGAUGUCAUUUAUUUUUGGACCUACGUGCUUCGUGAUGGUCGCGGUUUCCGUCAGGAUAAUGGAGAAUUUCAUGUCUAGUGAUCAUCGUGGAAGUCUUUAGACGCGCUUCCUUUAUUUGAAGGAAUAGUGUCAAACUCAAUUAAAUUUGAAUUCUUGCUAAUUUAGAACGUAAGAAGUGAUUUAGUAAUGCCUUUUGAUCCUUAGUAAUUUGUAGUUUUAGCAUGUUAAUAACAAUUGGAAAAAGUUAUUCAAGA
This is a messenger RNA of Hermetia illucens (black soldier fly), 596 nucleotides long. RefSeq names its product beta-1,3-glucan-binding protein-like. NCBI's taxonomy places the organism in Eukaryota, Metazoa, Arthropoda, Insecta, Diptera, Stratiomyidae. The coding region runs from base 67 to 420 and encodes 117 amino acids. Gene Ontology annotation, molecular function: carbohydrate binding. The record is from RefSeq and is a predicted model, not a curated record. The transcript has a single exon.